AGCCCACCAGCCAAGACCGCAAAGCCAGCGCCAGUCACAGAAAGGUCCACCAUACUACUCAAAUAAGUUCCAAAAAUUCCCCCCUCCCUAAACAAAUAAAAACACAACAGUCUUUGCAACAAAAUGAGGCAGCCGAGCACACACCAUUCUAUCCUGGCGCUGAUUCUAUGCAGCACCGUUUGCCUAAUCAGCUCAAGUCCCCUGCCACAUCCGGCUGGUAAUCAGGAAUUGGAUUUGCUUCAAAUACCGCUUGCCAAUGGAAAGGAAAUCGAUGUCUUGACACUUGGCGCAAAAGAUCAAGAACAAUUGAUAGCUGAUCGCAACAAAAGAACAAUUGGACUGCUGCGCGAACUGUUUCCGGAUAUAACAAAGAACGGUGCCACCGAUACAAAAAUCGAUCUAUCGGCAAUUAAUAAACAAUUGGAGGAGACAAUUAGGGUGGCGCGACAGGUGAAAGAAGCGGAGGCAGCAGCAGCAGCAGCUGCCGCUCAACAAUCGUCGGGAGGCUCACCCAUUGCCCAGGCACCCAUUCCCCUCAAGUCCAAUGAGCCCAUCCAGCUCAGCUUUAAUAACGAGCUGCCAACAGUAAAUGUCGGCAACAGUGGAAUAGACGAUGUGAAAGCUCUGAGCACCAACGAUUUGCAGCAAUCGGAAUCGAAAUCACCGGCCAUUGAUGACUUGUCAUUGGACUCGGCGGAGGACACGGCCGAUGUGGAUGAUCGCAACAAAAGUAAUCUAUUCAAAAGGUUCCUGAGCUUUGGCGGCGCUGGUCUCGCUGGCGGCUCAAGUGGCGGUGCCACGCCCGGUGGCAACAGUUUGGGCGGCGGCGCCGCCGGCGGCGGUUCCGGUAACUUUCUGUUGGAUGCGGUGCGACUCUUCUCGGGCAGCGUGCAGACCCAGCAGGGCGAUGAGGCCGCCAAUAGCGUAGGAGGAGGAGUCUCUGGCAGCACAGAUGACACAGAUGGUAGCGGGGAUAGCACACGCACUGCCGAUGGUUACACCGAGGGUAUUCCCGGCCCCGUGACGCGUCUCGUUGUCUUGGCCAAUCGAGGACUGGCCAAUCUGGUGCAAGACUUGAUAUUGCGCGUUGCCGCCACCAGCGAGAAGUUUGUCAACUUCAAGGCAAAAUUGAUAACGGCGCUGAUCUAAGUGCACCUUGGCGCCGUCCACAAGGUCCCGUUUUAGUCAAGUCAACAACUCAACUGUACAGAGUCAAACAGCAGCAAACAUUUCAACACUCUCUCUCACACACACACACACACACACACAAAAGCGCGCACACAAUCACGUUAGAAACUCUCCUACACACCCACACACACAUACACACACCAUCACAACACACACACACACACACAUACACACACAAACCAACUAUGAUUUUGUUGUGCAUUAUUUUUGAACAAAAUUUAUACUUUUUAGCAAA
This is a messenger RNA of Drosophila grimshawi, 1423 nucleotides long. RefSeq names its product keratin, type I cytoskeletal 10. The transcript is spliced from 7 exons. The record is from RefSeq and is a predicted model, not a curated record. Bases 124 to 1149 code for a protein of 341 amino acids. Lineage: Eukaryota; Metazoa; Arthropoda; Insecta; Diptera; Drosophilidae.